AUCUGAAUCUUAACAUAGAAUGCCAGAUCUUCUUUUUGUUCAUAGUCCUUUGCUUUCUUUUUUUCCAAAACUGUUCAAAGUAUGAGUUGUAUGUCAAAAGAAAUAAUAUUUUUAAGUGGCAGAAACCUAUGAGGAAAUCCUCCUAGAAGAAAAAGAAGAAGGAGUUCCAGAUAUCAUUUCUGGGAAAGAAAAGAUUCUGUCUUUCAAAGUGUCCAAGGUAUCCAGAAAAGGGAUGGCAGAAGAGAAGAUACCUGUUGCAAAAGUUGAAAAACCAGAGACGGUUUCUCUAUAUAAAAAAGGAGAAUCCACUGCUGAAAUUAAAACAAUACAACCUCAAAUAUCAGAAGAGAAAAAAAUUGUUGCUAAAACUCCCAAACCAGAAUCCAUCAUUAAAUCUAAACCAGUAGAGCCUCAGGUACCAGAACAGAAGAAAACUGUCUUUAAAACUAGAAAACAAGAAUUCACUGAAUUGCUAGAAGUAGUAGAGAAAGUGCCAGAGAAGAAGGCAGCCACUACUAAGCCUAGAAAACCCCAAAUUGUAGAACUCGAAGAAGAAAUAACUGAACCUCAGCUGCCCCAAAGGAAAAUAGCAGUUACUAAAUCUAAAAAAGCUGAGCCCCUUACGGAGCAGAAAAUGGUGGACUCGCAGGUGCCUCAACAGAAGAUAACUCCCACAGAACCUAGGAAAAAAGAGCAUGCUGGGGUUCCUGAAAUACUCAAGGUUGAAGUGGAAGAACUGAGGGAAAGAAUUGCUAAACCUUCCAAACCAGAACUUAUAGUGACACCUGAAACCACAGAACUUGUACCAAGAAAAACAGUAGUCAUUACUAAACCUAAAAAAUCAGAGAUUAUUGCAGUAGAUAAAACUGUGGAAUCUAAACAGAAGAUUGUAGUUGCCAAACGAAAAAUAGCAGAACCUGCAGUAGUGCCAGAAGCAAUAGAGUUCAAGACAGAAGAGGAAGAGGAGGAAGAAAAAGAAAUUACUAUUGCUAAACCCCCCAAACCAGAACAUGAUGUGAUACCAAAAACCACAGAACACAUACAAGGAAAAAAGGUAGUAAUUACAAAACCUAAAAAACCAGAGACUAUUGCAAUAGAUAAAACCAUGGAAUCUAAAAAGAAAAUUGUGGUUCCCAGACGAAAAAAACCAGAACAUGCAGUGGUGCCGGAAGCAAUAGAUUUCCAGAAAAAAGAGGAGGAGGAGGAGGAGGAGGAGGAAGAAGAAGAAAUUACAAUUGCUAAAGCCCCCAAACCAGAAACUGUGGUGAUACCUGAAAUCACAGAACACAUACCAGAAAAAACAUUAGUAAUUACUAAAGCUAAAAAAACAGAGACUAUUCCAGUAGAUAAAAUUGUGGAAUCUAAACAGAAGAUUAAGAUUGCCAAACCAAGAAAACUAGAAUCUGCAAUGGUGCCAGAAGCAAUAGAGUUCAAAAAGGAAGAGGAGAAAGAGGAGGAGGAGGAGGAAGAAGAAGAAGAAAAACAAAUUACUAUUGCUAAACCCCCAAACCAGAACUUAUGCCGACACCGAAAACCACAGAACACAUACAAGGAAAAAAGGUAGUAAUUACAAAACCUAAAAAACCAGAGACUAUUGCAAUAGAUAAAACCAUGGAAUCUAAAAAGAAAAUUGUGGUUCCUAGACGAAAAAAAACAGAACAUGCAGUGGUGCCGGAAGCAAUAGAUUUCCAGAAAGAAGAGGAG
Messenger RNA from Pantherophis guttatus, 1704 nucleotides. Lineage: Eukaryota; Metazoa; Chordata; Lepidosauria; Squamata; Colubridae. The record is from RefSeq and is a predicted model, not a curated record.